UAAUUACAAUAUUGCCCCCCGUUUUACUGCAGUUUAUUAUUAGACAAGUCUAGCCGUUAGCCAACACUAGUGUUGGACAUCUGUAUGUAGGUGUGUUUGUGGUGGUUGUUGCAAUAGAUUUGUUUGUGCGUAGAAAAGCGGAAAAAGUGAAGAAAAACCAAACAAGUGACUGAUAUAAAUACUGUGAAAGAGUAAUUCCUGUAACAGCAGCAGCAUGUCAUCAAGGCUCAGCAUAAGCAUGGACAUAAUGGACAUUCAGGCGGUCGAAUCGAAGUUAAGUGACGUCACGGUGACACCAAUUCCACGGUCGCAAGUGCAAAACUUUUACAAUUACCAACAACAGCGUGAGCAACGUGAACAACAGCCCCAAAUCCAAAUCUCUGCUAUUCAUCAUUCGCGUGGCUCUAGCGGUGGCAGUGGUGGUGGUAACAACUCAUCCGUAACAGCUACAGAUUAUUCCACAACUGGCAACAGCGGCAGUGGCGGCGGUGGUAGCAAGCGUGAUCGGGAUCGUUCAUCCAAUUCCUCUGAUUACAGCUCGACAGCAUCCGGAAAGAGUUCGUCAGCGGCCACAGCAGCGGCCACUGCGGCUGCAGUGGCUGCCCUCCAAUAUUCACCACAAUUCCUGCAGGCACAAUUAGCCCUCUUGCAACAGCAAUCGAAUACCACAGCCACGCCGGCAGCAGCAGCUGCAGCAGCUCUAUCACUGGCAAAUAUAGCAGCUGCUACAAAUGGUUCACGGAACUCGGCAAGUAGCUCCAUUUCGUCGUCAGCAGCAGCAGCUGCUGUUGGCAACAACAAUGGCAAUUUGGGCUUGAAUCUUAGCCAAUCUCAAACGCAAUCGCUUAAGUAUCCGCCCCCAUCCACAUCACCAUCACCCAUGAUGGUGACCACUCAAACAUCGGCGAACAUAACCACGCCCCUAACAUCCACAGCGAAUCUGCCAACAGUGGGUAGCAAUCUGAGCACCGGCAAUGGCCUCACCAAAUAUGCCCAACUCCUGGCGGUCAUUGAGGAAAUGGGACGGGACAUAAGACCCACAUACACUGGAUCACGCAGCUCCACAGAGCGUCUGAAGCGGGGAAUUGUGCAUGCUCGCAUCUUGGUUCGUGAGUGCCUCAUGGAAACAGAGCGAGCGGCGCGUCAAUGAGAAGAGGAGGUGGGGGGCAGUGGUGGUGCUACUGCUGAUCCACAAAUAAUAACAAUACCCGACUAAAAAGCAUGGAGCCGUUUGCCUAGGGGAUUGAAAAUUAUAUAUUUACUUGUAGUCCCACUCUCCCAUUCCCCCAAUCCCAAACCCAAUCCUUAAUUCCUAUUGGACCAUAGUUAAAAGAAAUGUUUUAGACUAGCUCAGGUUAUACCAUAUAGUCCCUAUAUGGGAUUAUCUACAAAAAAUAAGAGAAAUCACAAAAAAAAACCAGAGGUAAAGCGACAAAAAUUAAGAUUUCAUUUAAGAUUAGGUUAAUUUGCACCUGCUGAACGCUAUCUUUUCAAUGUAUCUCCCUUUCUCGCUCGAUCUCGCUCUCUCUCUGUCUCUGUCUCCCGCAUAUGUAAAAUGUUUAUUUGCAAUUUGCUAAAUAAUCUUAAACUUUUAGACCAAUUAAAUACAGAAAUAAUAAUA
Messenger RNA from Drosophila willistoni, 1621 nucleotides. It is a transcript of the gene CDK2AP1, whose product is annotated as homeotic protein ocelliless. Gene Ontology annotation, cellular component: nucleus; cytoplasm. The transcript is spliced from 2 exons. The record is from RefSeq and is a predicted model, not a curated record. Bases 215 to 1150 code for a protein of 311 amino acids. NCBI's taxonomy places the organism in Eukaryota, Metazoa, Arthropoda, Insecta, Diptera, Drosophilidae.